This is a messenger RNA of Megalopta genalis, 2173 nucleotides long. Lineage: Eukaryota; Metazoa; Arthropoda; Insecta; Hymenoptera; Halictidae. The record is from RefSeq and is a predicted model, not a curated record.
ACACUGUUGCCUUCGGAAGUGGGCACAAUAGCCCGCCGAUCGGUGUUUUCUCUGGAUAUAAAAUCGCAAGUAGUUAAACGUGUGCAAGUAGCCUCAAGUCUCACGUGCAAGUAGUCAAACAGCUCUGCUAUAGUGCGUCGAUCGAGAUGUCACUAGCAGGUUGGGUUUCAGCUAUUAGGAUAGGGGUUACCGUCCUGUUUGAAGCGCGUAUCUUCAUUUUAUUGCAACUACUGAUCGUACUAUUCAGACCAGACAUUGCGGAUCGUGAAAAUAGAGUGAAACCCGUGUCGCCGCUAAAUCUGCGAAAUGAGUACGAUUUCGUGGUGGUUGGAGCUGGAUCAGCUGGAUCAGUGAUAGCCAAUCGGCUGUCAGAGAAUGGCAACUGGACGGUGCUCCUGGUGGAAGUUGGAUUGGAUGAACCGGAAAUCACUGAUGUGCCUCUAGCCUUUGCGGUUCCGGAAUUCACUCCCUACAACUGGCAAUUCAAAACUGAACCGUCGAAGAACUAUUGUCAGGCGAUGAACAAGCAGCAGUGCAACUGGCCUCGUGGCAGGGUUCUCGGAGGUAGCAGUGUGCUGAACGCAAUGCUCUACGUUCGUGGCAACAAGAGAGACUAUGACAACUGGGAAAAACAGGGAAAUCCAGGCUGGGACUACGACAAUGUGCUGCCUUAUUUUAAGAAGUCCGAAGACAUGAGGAUUGAAGAAUACAAACAUUCGCCUUAUCACCACACUGGCGGUUACUUGACUGUUGAGCACUUCAGGUACCAAACUCCCGUGAUCAAGUAUCUGGUAAAGGCUAUCACAGAACUGGGAUACGAGGUCCUGGAUGUCAAUGGACCUACUCAAACCGGGGUCACCAAUUCCCAGGGUACUUUGAGAGACGGGUUACGAUGCAGUACUGCGAAAGCUUUCCUCCGGUCUGCUUCCAAGAGGAAAAAUCUGGAUGUGAGCAUACUCUCGACUGUGGAGAAGAUUCUGAUAAGCGAAGACGACGAUUCAAAGAGAGCAUACGGCGUCGAAUUUCGAGUAGGCCUGAUCAGCCAUACGGUCACGGCAAAACGCGAGGUCAUUUUAUCCGCUGGCGCUAUACAAUCGCCGCAAUUGCUCAUGCUGUCCGGUAUCGGCCCGAAAGAUCAUCUGGACGGUAUAGGGGUGAAGACUGUGUACGAUGCACCGGGCGUGGGUGAAAAUCUACAAGACCACGUGUCGAUCGGUGGUUUGCUGUAUUUGAUGGACCCACCAGCAAAUUAUACGGGGAAGGACCCAUUCACAUUCAAUUUGUUCAAGUCCGUCACCGAGAAAGACGUCACGGAUUUUGCCCUGGAGGGAAGGGGAACAUUGUAUGCGUUGCCAAUCAGCGAGGCUAUGGCAUUUAUCAAUACUAAGUACGCGAACAAAACGGACGAUUAUCCUGAUAUACAGCUCUUCCUGACAAGCGUAACGGAUGCAAACGACGGCGGUGUUUUCUUAAGUCAGAUCGGCAAUGUGAAGGACGACUUCUACGCAGACAUGUUUGAGAAUAUAAUCUACAAACCUUCAUAUAGUGUCGUUCCGCUUUUGCUAAGACCUCGUAGCAGAGGGUACGUGAAAUUGCGUUCGAGUAACGUGGACGAGCAUCCGAUUAUCGUUCCCAAUUAUUUCCAGGAUCCACAUGACCUUAACGUUUUGAUAGAAGGUGCAAACUUCAUAUACAAUCUCAGCCAGACACCAUCUUUGAAAAGUCUGAACGCCAGAGCGAACCCAAAUCGAAUCCCAGAAUGCUCGUCUUUCAAGUUUCCAUCGGACGAUUACUGGAAAUGCCAAGCAAGAUUUUACACAUCAACGAUCUAUCAUCCAUGUGGGACUUGCAAGAUGGGCCCAGCGACUGACAAGAUGGCCGUCGUGGAUCACAGACUUAAAGUACACGGAAUUAAGGGACUGCGAGUGGUUGACGCGUCGAUUAUACCGAAUAUUACCUCUGGAAACACGAAUGCGCCGGUUAUUAUGAUUGCCGAGAAAGCUGCAGACAUGAUCAAGGAGGACUGGAAAUAGUACAUAUAGAUUAUAGAUUGUGCUUAACCGUGUCGAAUUGUCGAAAUGGAAAAUCUUGAUGCUAUAGACGCUAACGAAAUUGUGAUUUCUCGAAGAAAUUGUCUAUACUGUUUUCAAUUACACAUGAUCAAAAAGCUCAA